AUGAACCGACAAAGUAAUAUUUCAAUUCCCAACGAUCAUCAGUUAAAACUUCGACGACAAUGUUACCGUUUAGCAGUUAUCCUGACAAUACAAGGUGUCCUCUUUGUAACUUUUGGAUUUGUAUGUUUGGCUUUAUUAGGAUAUAACUCCAAUACCGAUAUUUUCUUUCACUCAUUUUGGGCCGGAGUAACGCAAGCUAUUGCUGUGAAUCGACUUCAAGACCCUCCACCUCCAUAUCCUGGUAUUUCAUGUAAUACAGAAUCGCAAGUAUUACCGUCCUAUCAUGAUAUCGAAGUGAACCUCGCUGUAAGCACCGAAACAAAUGAAGAUUGUCACCGCGAAGAAUUAUAUCAGAAUGAAAUAGAUGAAGAUAAUACUGAUAAAGAGGAUAACCUUCCACCACCUCCGUAUGCAGGAAUUGGAAAUUAA
This is a messenger RNA of Trichoplax adhaerens, 429 nucleotides long. RefSeq lists its product as uncharacterized. The coding region runs from base 1 to 429 and encodes 142 amino acids. Lineage: Eukaryota; Metazoa; Placozoa; Uniplacotomia; Trichoplacea; Trichoplacidae. The record is from RefSeq and is a predicted model, not a curated record. The transcript is spliced from 2 exons.